CGGAACGGCGCACGCUCUGUCUUGCUUUCUAUUCUCUUUUUCUUUAUAUAUCCCUAGCUCUUCCUUAAUCUUCGCUGAUGUAUGUGUUCACCACUAGUCUGGACAAGAUACAUGUAAACCAUACUGCUUAAAUGACAAAGAUAAUAAGAAGUGUUAGGAUUUCUGCCAUGAAAUCUCUCUAAAAGGAGAAAAGAAGCGACACCUAGAAAAUCUACACCCACCCACAGGCAGGAGAGACAGGGGGAGAGAGAAAGAAAGAGAGAGAGUGAGCAGGGGGUGCGUGGAAGAGGGGUGAAAGAAAGGGAGAGGGGUAACAGUCGAUGGAUGCUGCUUGGACGUUCUGGUUGGUACAAUCUUCUGUGACAAGGACUGGAGAGCUGCAGGGAUGGACGGGAAGGGAAGACACGUUCCCCCAGCCAUGGUGUGGUGCGAGAGAGGAAUUCAGGUGCUUCUCACUACUGUGGGAGCUUUCGCAGCCUUCGCCUUGAUGACUGUGGCCAUUGGCACGGAUUACUGGCUGUAUGCUCGGGCCUUUAUCUGCAACAGCACUGCCAACUCCUCUCAGGAUGACCCCCACAACAAGGACAAGAAGGAUCCUGGAGCCCUCACCCACUCCGGCCUCUGGAGGAUUUGUUGCCUUGAAGGAUUAAAGAGAGGAGCGUGUUCCCAGAUUAAUCAUUUUCCUGAUGAUGCUGAUUAUGACCAGGAUGCGGCAGAGUAUCUUUUACGUGUAGUCAGGGCCUCCAGUAUAUUUCCUAUCCUCAGUGCCAUAUUAUUGCUGCUAGGUGGAGUGUGUGUGGCGUCUAGUCGAUUUUAUAAGACAAAAAGACACAUCAUUUUGGGAGCUGGAAUUUUGUUUGUAGUGGCAGGGCUGAGCAACAUCAUUGGAGUCAUUGUAUACAUCUCGGCAGCAUUGAGUGACAUCUCUCCCAAAAAGGAUGAAGAUAAAAAGUGGCACUACUCCUACGGUUGGUCCUUCUACUUCGGCGGGUUGUCAUUCAUCCUUGCAGAGGUGGUGGGUGUGCUGGCCGUCAACAUUUACAUUGAACGCAACAAAGAACUGCGCUGUCGUUCACGCACUGACCUCUUCCGUAGCACCACCUCUGCUGUGUUACGCUUGCCAGGAUACCGCUUCCGGCGACACUCCUCCCGCUCCAGUUCACGCUCAACUGUCGAGCCGACGCGCUCCCGUGAGCAGUCCCCCACCUCUGUCAAUGCUCCAAAGAACUUCGGCCCACCCCUGGCUGCUGGCCCACCACCAUUUUCAGUAGCCACACUUCCCAAUCCACAUACGCAAUCCGGAGGAGGGAUGGGCGAUAUAUCGAUGUACACACUGGGUAGGGAAGGUAAGCCGCCUAUGUACGGCACAGUCGAUCGUGCUACACUCUACCAGCUACAUAAUUACUUUCCAACAAAGGAAGGAGGUGGGGGCACGCUUAUGACAGGUACGCUGCCUUCUCUGUCCAAGUCUAACCUGGCAACAUCGGCCAAUGCCACCCUCAAUACCUCUUCUUCCUCUGGCCCCCAGCAGGCACCACUGUCAGCCGGGUCCUCCGCAACCAUGGAGAGGGAUCGAGGGCUGGGUACCUUGGAUCGACUAGGCAAAGGAGAUAGUUCAAAUACUAACACACUUAACAGGAGAACCACACCUGUGUAAUGAGAGGUUCAAAGGGGGAGGGAAGAGAAUGAAGGAGAAGACAAGGGAAUACACAGGGUGCGGGGGUAGAGAAAGGUAGAGAUAAGAGAGCAAAAGGGCUGUACAAAAAACAAGGUCCGCUCAUAAUAUUGAAAAGGGUACAAGAAGGCAAUACAUCCUUGUUUUUCUGUCCAUUUCCAUUUUUAAACAUGAUGACUUGAGUAACAGAAUUCCAUCCGCACUUUUUAUUGAUUCAUGUUGAAAUACUCUGUGUGUGAUGGUGAUCUUUUGGUUCUUCGACCUCUUUCAAUUCCAGUGCUUUAUCAUCAGGUUAUGCCUGUAACUUAUUUAGCAUUCCAAUAUAGUUGUUGUUUUUUAUUAUAGUAGUUGUUACAGCUGGGUUAAGUUAUACAUUUUUACUGAGGUAUUUUUUUCUUUCAUUUGUUUGUUUGCACAAUUAUCUAUUUAACUUAUUUUGAUUGAACACAAACUGUGAUAUAUAUUUCUCGCACAUGUUGACACUAUAAUUCAUGAUGUCAUUCAGUGUCAGGCAUGUGUUAAUUUGCGAGAGUAUGACUAUUAUUACUUUUCUUAGUUUUCACAAAGAUGGAUAAUAUUUAGAUCUGUGGAACUAUUUCAUUGUAAUUGUAAGUGUACAAGUAGUUAAGUCUUCAUUUAAAUAUAUUUGAUUUAUCAUAUUAACAGUCCUAAUAUUGUUACGAUGGGAUAACAAUUAUAAUGAACUGCUUUCGAGACUGAUU
Messenger RNA from Xyrauchen texanus (razorback sucker), 2397 nucleotides. Its product is annotated as voltage-dependent calcium channel gamma-4 subunit-like. Gene Ontology annotation, biological process: transmission of nerve impulse; regulation of AMPA receptor activity; positive regulation of synaptic transmission, glutamatergic. The transcript has 6 exons. Gene Ontology annotation, molecular function: voltage-gated calcium channel activity; channel regulator activity. The coding region runs from base 386 to 1657 and encodes 423 amino acids. The record is from RefSeq and is a predicted model, not a curated record. Gene Ontology annotation, cellular component: AMPA glutamate receptor complex; postsynaptic density membrane. Lineage: Eukaryota; Metazoa; Chordata; Actinopteri; Cypriniformes; Catostomidae.